Messenger RNA from Anopheles coluzzii, 1333 nucleotides. RefSeq lists its product as uncharacterized. The record is from RefSeq and is a predicted model, not a curated record. Gene Ontology annotation, biological process: proteolysis. Bases 638 to 1267 code for a protein of 209 amino acids. The transcript is spliced from 3 exons. NCBI's taxonomy places the organism in Eukaryota, Metazoa, Arthropoda, Insecta, Diptera, Culicidae. Gene Ontology annotation, molecular function: serine-type endopeptidase activity.
GAUGACUUUCCAUCCUCUGUUUCUCAGUGGCAAUAUCCCCACCUAGUUUUUAUAACUAAUCGAUAUUCCUUAUCGUGCAUUGGAUCCCUCAUAUGGGAUGAUUUUGUGCUCACAGUUGCGGAAUGUAUAACAAGGUACGAAAAACAACGUCUAUAUGCAUGAUAAUUUAAACUAAAUUGAGUAUUCUAUUUUGUGCAGCCAUUCCAUCGCUGGUUUAGAAAUAGCAAUAAACAGUCUGGAUCAGGAGAGCUGCCUAACACGUAAAAUUGCACAAACGUUUACGCAUCCUUACUACCCGCAGCGCAACCAGGCAAUAUACAACAUAGCAUUAAUAAAGCUGGACAAAAGCGUCCCGUAAGGUCAUUCAGGAGUGGUAUCAUCGCUUUCGCCUCUAACACUUUUUUACAAUUUUUAUUAUAACAGCACAAGUCUAGACGCAAUACCUGCAUGUUUAUGGAAGGAGAAUGAAUUGCCAGUUGAUCAGUCAGCGCACGCUGUUGUAUCCACGGGACUGGGAAGAAAGUUAGACUCAUACUUUUAUACAUUUGAUCACUUUAACAAAACUGAGUACGUUACUCCAACCGCGAAGACAAAACACAACAACUGCAAGCCCAAAAGAUCAAAGUUUAUUUUUGCGAUGGUCAAACAGAAGGAAAAACAUGUGCCUCACUUGGUUGCUGUCAGCUGUGAAACAUCUGCCACGAAAACAUUGAUGCCCAUCGCUACACUGUUACCCUGGAUAACGGAAGUAUUGCGACAGAACAGUACGAAACAAUAUUUCGAAUUCAUCGAACUAGAUUCAUGCCCCGAUAACCACUAUGACAUACGUGCUUAUGAUUUUAAUGUUCCUAAUGGCAAUCCUAUAUUUGACCCAUGCGAAGCGCAUUUUGAAAAAAGCGACCAUCAAGUACGAAUCGUUCAAACAGAUGAUAACGAGAACAACAACAUCGUCUGUUACGGAGCUCUCGUUCAACGUAAUGCUGUGGUCACUUUAGCGGAAUGCGUCGUGAAUCUUAGCGCCGAUGAACUGAGAGUUGCGUUUUCCGAUUUUUCCAUGAAUGUUCGAGACGUUGUUGUGCAUCCAGAGUUUGGCGACGCUAGUGACAUCUUCGUUAACAACAUAGCGGUGUUGAUGCUGGAAUAUCCCGUGCCGUUCUUUUCUGUCUCUACGGGGUGGUACGAAGAUACAUUGGCCAGUGAAGAAAUGUGGAUCUCCGGAGACUAUAAGGAACGCAUGCUUCCGAAUUGUGAUCCAUCCAGUGAGUAGUUUUGCUACGGCGGUAGAGCAUUAGAAAACAACAACUAAUUGCUGAAACAAUCUUCACACCCUCAU